Molecule: messenger RNA, 830 nt
Organism: Pseudophryne corroboree (corroboree frog)
Lineage: Eukaryota; Metazoa; Chordata; Amphibia; Anura; Myobatrachidae
Product: carbonic anhydrase 1-like
Exons: 7
Coding region: 1-786 (261 amino acids)
Molecular function (GO): carbonate dehydratase activity; zinc ion binding
Source: RefSeq, a predicted model, not a curated record
AUGAGCGCACCCUGGGGUUACGAGACACACAAUGGACCUGAACAGUGGCACAAGCUUUAUCCCAUUGCCCAGGGGGAUCAUCAAUCUCCAAUUGACAUCAAAAGCAAGGAAGCAAAGUAUGACGAGUCGCUGAAGUCUCUCAGUAUAAACUACAACCCAUCUUCUAUUAAAGCUAUCCUCAACGUCGGACAUUCAUUUCACGUCGUUUCUGAAGACACUGCGGAUAUCUCAGUGGUAAAAGCAGGCCCAUUAAAAUCAAGUUACCGUCUGAACCAGUUCCACUUCCACUGGGGACCUUCCAAUGACUUUGGGUCAGAACACACUGUGGAUGGGAAGGGAUACGCAUCAGAGUUGCAUCUUGUUCACUGGAACUCUGAGAAAUACUCCAGUUUUGCUGAAGCCUCAAAAAAUCUGGAUGGAUGUGCAGUCCUAACUGUUUUUCUAAAGGUUGGCAAUGCACACCCAGGACUGCAGAAAGUGGCGGAUGCUUUAAGCCUCAUUAAAACAAAGGGUAAACAAGCACCUUUUACCAAUUUUGAUCCAGCAACGCUACUUCCUGCAUCAAAAGACUACUGGGCCUAUAUUGGUUCUUUAACUCACCCUCCACUGCUCGAAUGUGUCACCUGGGUUAUAUUCAGAGAUCCAAUAAGUGCCAGUCCUGACCAGCUCAACCAAUUCCGCAGCCUCCUUUCCUCUGCUGAUGGGGAAAAAGAAUGUCCAAUCCUUACCAAUCACCGUCCAACGCAACCUCUGAAGGGCAGACAAGUCCGAGCUUCCUUCUCAUAAAUCAUGGUGCAACCAAAAUCAUAGAAUUUAUUCUGUUAAGUAAA